This is a messenger RNA of Branchiostoma floridae (Florida lancelet), 3211 nucleotides long. RefSeq names its product WD repeat-containing protein 82-like. The record is from RefSeq and is a predicted model, not a curated record. The coding region runs from base 175 to 1146 and encodes 323 amino acids. NCBI's taxonomy places the organism in Eukaryota, Metazoa, Chordata, Leptocardii, Amphioxiformes, Branchiostomatidae. Gene Ontology annotation, molecular function: protein binding; chromatin binding. The transcript is spliced from 9 exons. Gene Ontology annotation, cellular component: Set1C/COMPASS complex.
CCAGGGUGCAUUUCGUGCAGGUAUUCCACACCAGGGUGACGUCACCUGUCACGUGAUCAUUAGGCAGCAAGAAAUGGAGGAUCGGCUCCCAAGAAAUUUCGUCGUGAAAAAUUCUCCACUUACUCUUCCUUUCCACCCAGCCCCAAACAAAAAUAUUUCUCUCUACAUCCUGUAAUGUACCCAGGGCACAAAUUGGUUGCCAAAAUGAAGCUGACCGAUGGGACUCUGCGUAGUUUUAAGGUGGCGAAAGUGUUCAGGGAGAAUAGCGACCGUAUCAACAGCUUGGACUUCGCCCCAAGCGGAGAGACACUAAUAUCCAGCUCGGAUGAUGACUCUAUCGUUAUAUACGACUGUCAGGAGGGAAAACCCAAGAGAACAUUGUACAGUAAGAAGUAUGGGGUUGAUCUCAUCAGAUUCACACAUGCAGCCAACACAGUCAUUUACAGCUCGAACAAGAUUGAUGACACCAUCAGAUAUCUGUCUUUGCAUGACAACAAGUAUAUCAGAUAUUUCCCAGGCCACACCAAGAAAGUGGUUGCCCUGUGCAUGUCUCCCAUUGAUGACACCUUCAUGUCAGGCUCCUUAGACAAGACAAUCAGACUGUGGGACCUGAGAUCACCUAACUGUCAGGGUUUGAUGCACGUCCCCGGCAGACCUGUGUGCAACUUUGAUCCGGAGGGUCUGAUCUUUGCAGCUGGGAUCAACUCUGAGAUGAUCAAGCUGUAUGAUCUACGAUCCUUCGACAAGGGUCCCUUCACAACAUUCCGACUGCAGCAGGAUAAAGACUGUGACUGGACAGGCCUGAAGUUUAGUAACGACGGGAAGCUUAUCCUCAUCUCCACCAAUGGGACAGUCAUCCGGCUGAUCGAUGCCUUCAGCGGCACACCCCUGCAGCAGUUCAUGGGCCAUACCAACCUGAAGGGUCUGUCUAUCGAGGCAUCGUUUACACCAGAUUCUAGAUACACCAUUGUUGGUUCCCAGGAUGGUAAGAUCCAUGUGUGGAACAACGAGAACGGCAGUAAGACUAUUGUUCUGGAUGCCAAACACCCCGGGCCUGUACAGUGUGUGCAGUUCAACCCCAAGUUCAUGAUGAUGGGCAGUGCAUGCACUAACAUGGCAUUUUGGCUUCCAAGCACUGAUGACUGAGAUGGAAACUGGUGAUUUAGACGUUCUUGCCAAGAGCUUCUCACAUAGAUACUAUCUAUAGUGUCGUCUGUCUCAUAUGUAAUACAUGUAUGUUGUAAAACAAUAAGCUAUGUAUAACAUACUCCAGACUUUGAGGGUUAUGUUAGUGACCCUUGUUGUUUCAAUGUAAACGUUGCACUGGAAUGUCUCCACUAGCCAUGUAUGAGUCUGAGAAAUGUGCAGUAUUAUUGCAACAUGCUAAAGACACGUAAUAGUUCAGAAAAUUUCUGGAAAAAAAAAGAUUUAGGCUUCUCAGUUUGUGUAUAGAAACCUUAUUUGUUUACAGAUUCUACAAUUUUUCUUUUACAAACUCAGAUUAGUCAAAUAUUAAAAACAACUUUUAUGAAAAAUUUUUAAAUUGUCAAAAAUUACUUGUUAGUUACACAACUAAAAGAGUUUGAAAUAUUAGAAAACAUGUUGAAAAGAGAUGGUGUAAUAUUACUCAAGAUGUGCACAUUGUUUAACAUGCACGUACAUAUACAUGUAUAUCUCAACAUCAGUAAUGUGGAGCUUUCAGAAAUUCCUGUCCAGUUGAGAACUCAAUCAUGAUACCCAAGAUAGUGAUACAUGUAUGUGCUACAGCUAUUUACAAAAGAUAUGCUAUUUUAUACUUCAAGAUGUCAGAAACUGCGAUUGCACUCUGUAAGAAUCUUCAUCUGUUAGACAGAUUACAACCUGUGGACAUACAGGGGAGGAAGGUCAGGAGUGCUGAGAGAUUUUGUGGAAACGGGGUCCAAUAGUUCUGGUUCAUGUUUUUUAUAUAAAGUCAUAUGCUUCUAUCUUUAUAAUAUAUCAGUCACUACUACUUGUAGACUGUUGACAUAGCUUUUCAGUGUCAAGUUAUAUAAGAGGGUACCAUGUUUGCAGUUUGCAGUACUUGUUUGAGACAAGCUGUGUUCUAUGUGAUGCAUAUUGACCAUGUAUGACCUGAAGAGCACAGGGUUGUGUAGGAUUGGUAAAAAGAAUAUUGCUUCUGUGGCCUCUGUCCACAUUGCUAGGAAAAGUAAUGCGUUGAGUAAAGACCUGAGUAAAGAACAACUAAACAUACAAGGGAUAACAUCGAUUUCAGGGUAGUAGAUCUUAAUUAAGUGUCAGGCAAAUGUUUCUUUCGUAGUCAAGGUAAAUACACAGAAGCAUUUGGGGUAAAGUAUAAAAUCACACUAUUUAUGUAGCCUCUGGUGCCAGCACUACCUUGUUUUAAAAAGCACUGAUGCUGUUGAUCAGUAGUUGGGUGUACUUACUUACUCUUUGCUCCCGUUGGAGCUUAUGGUACUAGUUGGCAGUACUGUGCUGUAGUAAAAGUGGCAAAGACAUACAUACCACCACCCGAUGUAAAGGACCACCAGUCCAUGUAAGGAAGACACUGUUUCUGGUUUUGUGGCAAGCUUUUUCUUUUUUUAUUGGUGAAUGGUCCAUUAAUCUACUGGAUCCUUUGUCAAAAGAAGUGGUUAACGGCACAUAGAAAAAUCACUAAAAUUUUCAACAACUAUGGGCUAUAUAACUUUGAACUUACAUUGGUCACUCAGAAUUUUUCCUACUCACGUAAUUACUGUUUUGGACCACAAACCAUACACUUGGUACAAUGUGGAGUUAACAGUUGAAGGACUUGACAUCACGUAACAUUCCAAAAUGUCUUCCUUCGAACAUGGACAGAGUUGUGCUUAGGUUAAAAGUGGAGUUGACUUGUCUGUCAUGUCUAUAACAGGCAUUUCUGUAUGAUAGUAGCCAAUAUCAUUCAGGAACAGUACCGUCCAAGAAGACUAAGUUAUGUUUAUAUGGACAUGUUGAGAUGGGUGCUAUUGUAAGUCUUCCCAUGUAGGGUGGUUGUACUUCAAGAUCUGUGCUUGGAGAGACCAGACUGUGCAAAAACUUCAGUUUUGUUUCGGAAGUUUACUACACGUAUAAUGCAUUGUUUGUAACUGUUUGAAGACUAUUCUCCUUGAAGCCAUGUUAACUUUAUUGUUUACUGUUCAACAGGAAUCCUCAUUUACAGUUUUUUGUAAAUAAAUUUUGUAUUCAAAGAUUA